AUGGGCGUAGACUUCGACGUGAAGACCUUUUGCCACAACCUGCGGGCCACCAAACCCCCGUACGAGUGCCCGGUGGGCACCUGCCGCAAGAUCUACAAGAGCUACAGCGGGAUCGAGUACCACCUCUACCACUAUGACCACGACAACCCCCCCCCGCCCCAGCACACCCCCCUGCGCAAGCACAAGAAGAAGGGGCGCCAGGCCCGCGCUGCCAACAAGCAGUCGCCCAGCCCCUCCGAGACCUCCCAGUCGCCGGGCCGAGAGGUGAUGACCUACGCCCAGGCCCAGCGCAUGGUUGAGGUGGACCUGCACGGCCGUGUCCAUCGCAUCAGCAUCUUCGAUAACCUGGACGUGGUGUCUGAGGAUGAGGAGGUCCCCGAGGAGGUGCCCGAGAACGGGAGCAAUAAAGAGAACACGGAGACCCAGAGCGUCCCGCCCAAAUCUGGCAAGCACAAGAACAAGGAGAAACGCAAGGACUCCAACCACCAUCACCACAACGCCUCCGUCGGCACCACCCCUAAGCUCCCCGAGGUGGUGUACCGGGAGCUGGAGCAGGACACCCCCGACGCCCCACCUCGCCCCACCUCUUACUACAGGUACAUCGAGAAGUCGGCGGAGGAGCUGGAUGAGGAGGUGGAGUACGACAUGGACGAGGAAGAUUACAUCUGGCUGGACAUCAUGAACGAGCGGCGGAAGACCGAAGGCGUCAGCCCCAUUCCCCAGGAGAUCUUUGAGUACCUGAUGGACCGGCUGGAGAAGGAGUCCUACUUUGAGAGCCACAACAAGGGCGAUCCGAACACCUUGGUGGACGAGGACGCCGUCUGUUGCAUCUGCAACGACGGGGAGUGCCAGAACAGCAACGUCAUCCUCUUCUGCGACAUGUGCAACCUGGCCGUGCACCAGGAGUGCUACGGGGUGCCCUACAUCCCCGAGGGACAGUGGCUUUGCAGACGGUGCCUGCAGUCACCCUCGCGAGCCGUGGACUGCGCCCUCUGCCCAAACAAGGGGGGGGCCUUCAAGCAGACGGACGACGGGCGCUGGGCACACGUGGUCUGCGCCCUCUGGAUCCCGGAGGUUUGCUUUGCCAACACCGUCUUCCUGGAGCCCAUCGACAGCAUCGAACACAUCCCGCCCGCCCGCUGGAAGCUGACCUGUUACAUUUGCAAGCAGCGUGGCUCCGGGGCUUGCAUCCAGUGUCACAAAGCCAACUGCUACACUGCCUUCCAUGUCACCUGUGCCCAGCAGGCCGGGCUCUACAUGAAGAUGGAGCCCGUCCGGGAGACGGGGGCCAACGGCACCUCCUUCAGCGUGCGCAAAACCGCCUACUGCGACAUCCACACCCCGCCAGGCUCCGUGCGCAGGCUUCCCGCCCUCUCCCACAGCGAGGGGGAAGAGGAGGACGAGGAGGAGGAGGAGGAGGGAAAGGGCUGGAGCUCUGAGAAAGUCAAAAAAGCAAAGGCCAAGUCUAGGAUCAAGAUGAAGAAGGCACGGAAGAUCCUGGCGGAGAAACGAGCCGCUGCACCCGUGGUUUCUGUGCCCUGCAUCCCCCCGCACAGGCUCAGCAAGAUUACGAACCGUUUGACCAUCCAGAGGAAGAGCCAGUUCAUGCAGAGGCUGCACAGCUACUGGACUCUGAAGAGGCAGUCCCGCAACGGCGUCCCCCUGCUCCGCCGCCUUCAGACGCAUUUGCAGUCACAGAGAAACUGCGACCAGAGAGACACUGAGGAUAAGAACUGGGCCCUGAAGGAGCAGCUGAAGUCAUGGCAGCGCCUCCGCCAUGACCUAGAGCGCGCGCGCUUGCUGGUGGAGCUGAUACGCAAGCGGGAGAAGCUCAAGAGAGAGACGAUCAAAGUGCAGCAGGUGGCACUGGAAAUGCAGCUGACCCCCUUCCUCAUCCUCCUCCGCAAGACGCUCGAGCAGCUGCAGGAGAAAGACACGGGCAACAUCUUCAGCGAGCCGGUCCCUCUGUCUGAGGUAACAGAAAUCUACGAGGUCCCAGACUACCUGGAUCACAUCAAGAAGCCGAUGGAUUUUCAGACAAUGAAACAAAACCUGGAAGCCUAUCGCUACCUGAAUUUCGACGACUUUGAGGAGGAUUUCAACCUGAUUAUCAACAACUGUUUGAAAUACAAUGCCAAAGACACAAUCUUCUACCGAGCAGCCAUCCGUCUGCGGGAGCAGGGAGGCGCUGUUCUCCGGCAGGCUCGCCGGCAGGCGGAGAAGAUGGGCAUUGACUUUGAGACAGGCAUGCACUUCCCCCACUGUGUGACGGUGGAAGAGGCUCAGGUCCAAGACAUCGAGGACGAAGACGUGCGGCUGCUGCUCUCAGAGAAUCAGAAGCACCUGCCCUUGGAGGAGCAGCUGAAGAUCCUGCUGGAGCGGCUGGAUGAGGUCAAUGCUGGCAAGCAGAGCAUAGGACGGUCCCGCCGGGCCAAAAUGAUCAAGAAAGAGAUCACAGUCCUACGGCGGAAACUCGCUCACCCGCGGGACCUGGGCCGCGACGGGCUGGAGCGACACGGCUCCUCUGCCAGGGGCGUCCUGCAGUCGCACAACCCCUGCGAGAAGGACCUGCAGACGGACAGCGCUGCAGAGGAGAGCAGCAGCCAGGAGACGGGCAAAGGUCUGGGUCCCAAUUCGUCUUCCACCCCAGCACACGAAGUUGGCAGGAGGACCUCAGUGCUCUUCUCCAAGAAGAACCCUAAAACUGCAGGUCCUCCAAAACGCCCAGGACGCCCCCCGAAGAAUCGAGACAGCCAGAUCACUCCUGGGCAUGGGAACAGCCCCAUCGGCCCCCCCCAGCUCCCGAUAAUGGGGUCCUCCCAGCGGCAGAGGAAGCGAGGGCGAAGCCCGCGCCCCAGCUCCAGCUCGGACAGCGACAGCGAUAAAUCCAACGAGGAUGCUCCUAUGGACUUGCCAGCAAACGGUUUCAGCAGCGGGAACCAGCCGGUGAAGAAGAGUUUCCUGGUGUACCGCAACGACUGCAAUCUGCCCCGCAGCAGCUCCGACUCUGAGUCCAGCAGCAGCAGCAGCAGCAGCGCCGCCUCGGACCGCACCAGCACCACACCCUCCAAGCAGGGCAGAGGGAAGCCCUCCUUCUCCCGCGUGAACUUCCCAGAGGACAGCAGUGAGGACACGUCGGGGACAGAGAACGAGUCCUACUCCGUGGGCACGGGGCGAGGUGUGGGGCAUGGCAUGGUGCGCAAGGGCAUGGGGCGCAGCGCGGGGUGGCUCUCUGAGGACGAGGAUUCCUCCCUGGACGCCCUGGACCUGGUGUGGGCCAAGUGCCGGGGGUACCCCUCCUACCCGGCGUUGAUCAUCGACCCCAAGAUGCCGCGGGAAGGCAUGUUCCACCACGGUGUCCCCAUCCCCGUGCCCCCCCUGGAGGUGCUGAAGCUGGGGGAGCAGAUGACU
This is a messenger RNA of Mesitornis unicolor (brown roatelo), 3411 nucleotides long. It is a transcript of the gene BRPF1, whose product is annotated as bromodomain and PHD finger containing, 1. The record is from RefSeq and is a predicted model, not a curated record. The transcript is spliced from 12 exons. Gene Ontology annotation, molecular function: protein binding. Gene Ontology annotation, biological process: regulation of transcription by RNA polymerase II. The annotation marks the transcript as partial. Lineage: Eukaryota; Metazoa; Chordata; Aves; Mesitornithiformes; Mesitornithidae. Gene Ontology annotation, cellular component: MOZ/MORF histone acetyltransferase complex.